CUGAGAAGCACUUUGCAGCAGCGGUAAUUUGAAAGUGUUCUUCCCUGCUGCCUAAAAAGUACUUCAAGGUAUGCCACUUUGAGAACUAACUACUGAUCGGUUUUUUUCAUGAAGACCCAUGUUUCGUCUUGAAGCACUGUACAAGUUGUUUCAUUUCGUGUAUUUGUCUUCGGAUGACAUGGAUAUAUUUACUAGAACAGCUUCAUUUACUCGUGCAUUAGCCAUUUCAGUUAGGUGCCAAAGUUUUGCGAGUUCUAUGGCUAACAAGCAAAACAAGCAUAAAAUUGUCAUUGUCGGUGGUGGUGCAGGCGGUUGUGCAAUGGCUAGUCGCAUGUGCAAUCAUGUAGAUGAAAAUCAAGUCGCUGUUAUUGAACCAUCUAAAAUUCAUUACUACCAACCAUUGUUCACACUUGUUGGUGCCGGAAUUAAACCCUUCAAAGAAACAUAUCGUGAAGUUGAAGAUAUUUUACCCAGAAAGGUAAAAUUGUAUCAAGACCAAAUAACACGUAUUGAACCAAAAGACUCUUAUGUUGUACUUUCGAAUGGAGAUAAAAUAUCAUAUGAUUAUCUCAUUUUGGCUCUUGGCAUGGAUUUACGCUAUGAUAAAAUUACAGGAGCUGAAGAAGCUUUGAAAACCGAUCCCCGUGUCUGUUCAAAUUAUUCGCCUAAUUAUGUUGAAAAAACACUGAAAGCUUAUCAUGAUUUCAAAGGUGGUAAUGCUGUCUUUACACUGCCAGCUGGACCAAUUAAAUGCGCUGGUGCUCCGCAGAAAGUGAUGUACCUAUUUGAAGAUUAUCUGAAAAGAUCUGGAAAGAAUAUCACAGCUGCUAUUCAUUACUUCACAGCUACAAAUAAAAUGUUUUCAGUGGAUAAAUAUUCCAAUAAUUUAACGGAAAUCUGUAAACAACGCGGUAUACAUUAUAAUUUAUCGCAUAAUUUAGUCGAAGUGAAUCCACAAACCAGUGAAGCUGUAUUCGAAAAUAUGGAAACAAAGAAGCUUGUAAAAAUUAAAUAUGACCUUUUGCAUAUCACACCUCCAAUGAGUUGUCCUGAUGUUCUAGUGAAAACACCAAAUAUGACUGAUCCUAAUGCUGCUAAUUAUGUCAGUGUUGAUAUUAAUACAUUGAGACAUAAACAUUAUGAUAAUAUAUUUGCACUUGGUGAUUGUGCUGCUUUGCCAACAUCUAAAACAGCUGCAGCUGUCGCUGGUCAAGUCGGUGUUUUGGAAAAGAAUCUAUGCGAUGUUAUGAAAGGUGGUAAAGGCAAUGUUGCUAAAUACGAUGGAUAUACUGCAUGCCCCUUAGUGACAGGAUAUAAUCGAGGUAUCAUAGCUGAAUUCGACUAUUCCAUGAAACCAUUAGAAACACUUCCUAUUGAUCAAGGGAAAGAGCGUUAUCUAUUCUACUUUAUGAAGACAUUUGUCCUACCGCCUAUCUACUGGGAUUGGUUUAUAAAUGGAUAUUGGUCUGGUCCAAAGCCUUUCCGUAAUCUUCUUCAUUUGAAACGACCUUCGUAUUCACCAGCAGAGAAGUGAACACCGGUGGAUUUCUACUCCUUUAGGUUGAUUGGUUGGUUGGUUGGUCGAGUUACUGCAAUCUUAUACGCCUUAAUUUUUCGAUUGUCAAUUGUUAAAACCCCCAACAAUCUGUAUCUGUGGUAAUUUCCUUGUAACUAAGGAAAAGUAAUGCAAUAAUAAUAAUAUUAAUAUUAAUAAUAUCAGGCUUAUCUUCAUAUUUUAUUUAAGUUUUAUUUUCAAGUUCCCUUUCAUUGUGUUGCCUCUGUUUUCUUUCCUCUUUUGUAUUUUGAGAAGUGAGUUUUACUUUUUAAGAUAAGUUUUUUUUCACAAACACAGUCACUCAUAUUUAUGAAACAUUAUGGGACAAUUAAUGCUCGGUGUGUGUGUGUGAUAGAUACUAUUGCUUAACUGCCUUAUUCCCCCAGUGUGACUACACAAGCUGUCCAUCGUGCCACCUCACUGUCAUUCAUCAUCAUUGUGAUCUAUCAAUUGCUGCUGCUUUUUUCGUUGUCACCACUAUUAUUAUUAUUGUUAUUAUUUUCGUUUUUGAUUCACCUUUCGCCUAAUACAAUGAUGGCCAAAAUAAGUAUUUUGUAAUGCAAAAUAAAUAAUAAAUAAAUAUACUUUUUCCUUACAGUUAUUUAUUUCUCUUAGUGAAUUUGAACAAAACAACAAUAACGAAUUGGGCAGGAUACCAUGAUGUCAUCAUUAUUUUCGGCA
This is a messenger RNA of Trichobilharzia szidati, 2236 nucleotides long. Lineage: Eukaryota; Metazoa; Platyhelminthes; Trematoda; Strigeidida; Schistosomatidae. The record is from the annotation of a GenBank genome assembly.